Serpula lacrymans var. lacrymans S7.9 is the source of this 1640-nucleotide messenger RNA. RefSeq lists its product as uncharacterized. The coding region runs from base 73 to 1119 and encodes 348 amino acids. The record is from RefSeq and is a predicted model, not a curated record. The transcript is spliced from 6 exons. Lineage: Eukaryota; Fungi; Basidiomycota; Agaricomycetes; Boletales; Serpulaceae.
GACGAAACUGCAUUCUGAAUCUGUAACCUAACUUAUCUGCGACACAUAUCGAAAGUCUACAUUAGAUCUACCAUGGAAUCCCUCCUCCGCUGGGGCAUCGAGAACUCCACCCCCUCCACCGACACCGACACCUCCCAACCGCCCGUUCCCCGACGCGACCUCGACCCAGCCAUCAUCGACCACAUCCUCGGCAAAUCCGAUGCAGUCCUCAUGAAAGAAGCCCUCGCCGCAGCGCUCGACGAGACCCAGAGCGACGAGGACAGGGCGACGGCCUUGGAUAACCUCGAGAUGUUGGUGGAGAAUAUUGAUAAUGCUAAUAACCUAGAAAAGCUGAAAAUGUGGGAGCCCUUGCAAAACCUCCUCACGAUCCCCUCCUCAUCCGAGCCUCUCAAGACGCAAACGCUGUGGGUCAUAGGAACCGCGCUGCAGAACAACCCCUCGGCGCAGACCAGUUACCUCUCCCUCUCCCCCCUUCCCACCCUGCUUUCCCUGCUUCCCCCCUCCUCCAACUCGUCACAAACACGCUCAAAGGCGCUCUACGCGCUCUCGGGUCUGCUGAAACACAACGCACCAGCCGUACGCGCCCUCGGCGCUGCAGAUGGGUGGAGUGCGCUGCAAACUACGCUCGAAGAUUCUGACAUCUCAGUACGCAGGAAGACAGCGUUCAUGCUCAACACGCUCCUCGUCCCCUCUCCUCCCCUUCCCACGACGUCAACGGCCGGAUCCAGCCUCCACACGCCCGAUUCGCAGCCUGCCGCAUCACAUCCCGUGCACCCAAACUCGCACGCAUCGAUGUUGUCCGAUCCCAACUCGGUGUCGACGUCAGAAGCGACGCUGGAGGCGCUGAAGGGUGAGAGGGGAGUGGUGGAGGGAGUGGUGAGUGCGCUUGUGUUGCCUGUGCCGUUUGGAAGGGAUGGAGAGCAUGAGAGUGAUGUGGACUUGGAGGAGAAGUUGGCUAGACUGCUACAUACAUACGCGACGCUGUGCGGUGGACCAUUCACUGCUGCGCAGAAGGCACGGCUGGCUGACUUUCUCGCGGAGCAGGGCGAGAGCGGGGACGGGGAGCGAAUGGGGCUUGCGGUAGGAGAGUUUGAUGAGCUGAGGCGAUGUGUGGGAUGAUUCGUUUCUGUGUCUGUUUUUAUUACCUGUGAUUCGUCAAUUCUAUGUUUUGUGUUUUUGGGAUGCGAUUGGGUGCGGGAGUGGGCGACGUUUGGGCACUGUGUAGAUGUUGAUAUGAUGAUGAGAAAAUGUGGAAAGGGAUGUGUUGGGCCUGGGAGGUGAUCUUGGACUGGUGUCUGGGUGAUAGGAGAUAAAGAUGGCGAGGGGAGUCUUAUGAGAUGGCCCUGUCGUUCUCAUCGACGGCAUUGGCACUGGCACUGGCACUGGUGGUGAUCUAUUUAAGAAACAUGCGCUGAUGGCGCGAUAAGAGAGAGCGAGUCGACGCUGGGCUGGCCAUGUCUUUAUGACCGAGAGCGUACGGGUGCGGGCGGGCAAUAGACUCCCGAGUGGCUCCAGAGUGUUUUGUCAGACCAAAGUGCCAUGUUCAGUCAGCGCGUGUGUCGGAUGCAAAAAUGGGAGUGAGACGGAUUGAUGGAGAAAGGAAAGACAUAGCCUAGUGUCAUAAUCAGAAAGAUGGAAGG